AUUAAACGAAUUCGACUACUACUGCCGUCCAUAAAGGACAUUAUUUUAUCAUCGCUAUGAAAAAUCCCGUGUUAUAAUAAGUAAAAGAGUGUGCUGUACGGUGAAUUUAUAAACAAAAGAACAAUAUGUUAAUAUUAAGAGUGAUUAGUGUUUUUAUCUUUAGUUUAAGCUUUGCGAGCACGUCGACGACAGAAAAAUACGAGUACGGAGCUCCCAAAUUAGAUAUCGACAAUUUAGAAAACGGCUAUCACGGGCUCGUAAAAGAAAACGAAACAAUCGUAGAAGUAACACCGGCGAUAAGGGCGGUGGGCGAGCCCGUUUGCGGUUUUCGAAUUGUCAACAAGCACCAUGGCGAGGCGCCCUUCGAUAUCGUCUCGAAGGACAACGGUUACGCGGAGCUCAGAGCCAGGCGGGUGCUCAACUGCGAAAAGCGGAGGAACUACAAAUUUGACAUUGCAGCGGUGGGCUGCAAUGGAAAACAAAGUACAAACGCUACCGUUCACAUAACCGUAUCGGAUGUAAACGAAUACGCGCCCACGUUUUCGGAGCCCAGCUACGUAAGGCAAGUGGAUGAGGGUCGUAUUUAUCGCGAGAUUGUACGAGUUGAGGCGACCGAUCGUGAUUGCACGCCGAAAUUUGGCGAUGUUUGUAAAUAUGAGAUCUUAACCUCGGAUCAGCCGAAAUUUGGCGAUGUUUGUAAAUAUGAGAUCUUAACCUCGGAUCAGCCAUUUGUGAUUGACAUGGAUGGUGUUAUCCGCAAUACAGAAGCCUUAGAUUACGAAAGAUCGCAUAAUCACAUUCUGAGUGUUGUGGCCUACGAUUGCGGCAUGCGCCAAAGCUUGCCGGUUAUGGUUACUAUUAAGGUAAACCGCGUGUGUCGGUUGGGUUGGAGAGGCCUACCGGAGAGGGUGGACUACGCCCCAAUGACGGGUAAGCAGGAAUUAUUCCCGUCGGCGAGUCUGGAACUGUGCGACGUACCUUGCACCGUCCGAGAGUUGCGGACGAGAGUCGAUUUGGCAACUAGGCAUAUCGGAAAGGGUUGCGAUCGCGAUACCUACAGUGUUCAAUCCCAACGGAAGUUAUGCGGGGCUUCGCCGUCGGCUACGGAUCUACUGCCUAAUCCGGAAUUGGGCGCCGAGUGGACUAAGCCCUUAAUUUCCGACGAAGGUCACGAAUCCGACCAAAUGUUCGAGUUUGACGGCUCGAGUACUGCCGUAACAGUGCCGAAAAGCGUGCUUGACCAUAAUCUCGCCUCCUCUUUCACAAUUGCCACGUGGAUGCGACACGGUCAACAUCCCGCGCAAGACAAGCACGUCAAAGAGCACAUUUUGUGUUCGGCGGACGACCACAAGAUGAAUCGACAUCACUACGCUCUUUUCGUACGCAAUUGCAGGCUGAUUUUAUUACUCCGAAGAGAUUUCUCUGAAGGCGAUCUGAAUAUAUUCAGGCCUGCUGAAUGGAGAUGGAAGCUACCUCAGGUGUGCGAUGAUCAGUGGCAUCACUACGCCGUCAACGUCCGUUUCCCGGACGUUGAGCUGUUUGUUGACGGGCAAAUAUUCCAUACGGAAAAGAAAAAUCCGGAAGUAAUCGACGACUGGCCUUUACAUCCGACCAAGGGAAUAAAUACUACACUAACAGUUGGGGCCUGCUGGCAGGGUUCGGAAAACAAAAUGAAACACCAUUUGAAGGGAUACUUAGCCGGUCUAAGCGUUCUGAUUGGCGAAACGGAGAAGCCAGAAGUACUAAGUUGUCUACAUCAAUGCAAGGAAAGUCUACAGGUACCAGCAAUGGAACUUUUACAACCUGGCAUGGAACUACUAACAAACUCCGAUCUAACCGAGGUGACCGUGGAAGGGGACAACCGUACCAAUUUGGAAACGCUGGUCCGUAAAAUUGGCUACGCGAAUUCGCGCGAGUUCCCCACGCCCGGUCGCCGAAAUCUGAAGCUAAUCACGACCGUCAUUUGCGACAGCGGCAAGAUGGUCAAGGUCCCCGACUCUCAGACGUACGUCAUGGUACUAAGACCUCAAACGCCCACCAUUAAUCUCAACGGUACGGGAAACAUGGCGAGAAAAUACGCCGAUUUCCGACUGGGUGUUCGCGUUCUACCCGACAUUCACAUAAUGGGCGAGCAAAAGUUGGACAAGUGCUCGUUGACGAUCUAUCCCAACUUGAACCCUGACCACGAAAGCUUGGCCGUGCCGGAAGAGAUGGUUAAGCGGCUUGGAAUGGCGGCGCGUGUUUCAAAGGACGGAAUAACAAUCACGGGCUCUGAUAUGGUCUACAAUUACAAGCAGGUGCUCCGCCAAAUCGUCUACACCAAUCGCAAACCCGCCUACUACCUGAACAGAGUGUUCAAACUCACCUGCUCGGAGCUCAACGGUCGAUUUACCUCAAACGAAUAUGUACAAACACUAACUGUGAUCCAUCCCCAAUUAAAAGAGCAGGUAGCUCACGCGACCAUAAACAAGCACACCGUCGAGUUGCAUCCGGCCUCGAUCAUCUCUCAGGACUACAUUCCAACCGAUCACCUCAACAUCGCCAGCGGCGGCUCGCACGCCGUCACCAUCAUCGUCGUGGUGUGCGUCGGUUUCCUCCUCUUCAUGAUCGUUCUGGGCGUCAUCAGAAUAAGGGCGGCUCACCAUCGCAAUACGACCGAGGAGGCGCAAGAGUCCGAAAUGACGUGGGACGAUUCCGCCCUUACGAUUACGGUGAAUCCGAUGGAGAACGCCGAAAGGAGACUGCAAGGCGAAACCGCCGAAUAUUCCGACAGCGAAAGUGACUCUGACAGUUCAUCGGACGACGAUAACAUGGACGGUCCGUGUAGACUCCACGACAGUUCAGAGGACGAAGAGGAACAGCCCGCGCGCCGCAAGAGGGAGUACCAAAACGUCAGUCAGCUAGAAUGGGACCAUUCCACGAUGUAAAGUAGAUCUGAUAAAUGUUAUAUUGUGCCGUUUUCCCAUUGAUUUCAAAGAUAUAUAUUUCGUUUUUAAAAACGCACGAUAUAGCAAGAUAAGUGGGUGGCUUCGGUGAUAUUUUUGUUGUGAAGUAGUCACAGGGCUACUUCUCAGUAAAAAAUUGUGCUGUGUCAGGCACAAAGGUUUGGUUACAAACAGGUAACGCUCUCGUGCUUUAUUUUUUAGUAAAUUUUUAUUGCAGCUUUCAAAGAAUGUAAGCAGCUAUUUCUAAGAUUUUCAUGAGGACUGUCGCGUGUAUGUCAACCGAAACUCACUAAUAUCAACAAUAAUCGUCCAUAAUGUUAGAUAGUAAUAAUAAGAUAUACGUUGUAUAUCCCUUUACGAAAGCGUAGAAGGGCCGGAGGAACAUUUUUUGUAACUGAUACAUUUAUCUGUCGGUUAGGCUAAUUGACAGAUACAUGUCAAUUAAAAAAAAUUGGGGGUUACCCUUCUACGCUUUUGUACUUUUCACUAUAGCUAGUUAUCGACUAUACAUGCCAGCUCACCAUAGCUUUCGCGCCACUUGUUUUUAUAAGUAUAGAAACUGUACAUAUUAAGAUUGUUGGGUAUGAAGUACUAUUUCGAAUAAUUUGAACGUAUGUUUAAUUUUUUUACUUGUUAACCCGGUCUAUAUUUUUUAACUAACCCAGUGACUUUUGUACUUAACUUAGGAUUUAGGUUGUAAAAUUUUAUUCAUAUCACACACUUAUUAAGUGCAAUCAGUAUUUUUUUGUGCGUAUGGGGCACUAUAUAGGUUUGAUUGUGUGAUUUCUCACGUACCUACGGUCGAUAACUCUGUCAGUGUUUUAUACUAUUCGCACAAUUGCCUAUCCUUUUAUUACUCAGUGGGGUAGUUGACGAAAAUACACUUUUUUCACCUACUUCUAAAGGAGCUCGUGCCGAUUCGACGGGAAAAAAGCAAAGUAUCGGCACCUCGUUCUUUUUUAAUAAGGUAGCUUCAAUAAAUAAUAGUUUGUAUAUAAUUACGAUGCAGCUAAAAGCAAGUACUUUUUAAGUUUUAUUUGUAUUUUAUUAUGACGAUAAUAAUAAAUAAUAAUGAAGGUUGGGUACUUAUUUUUAGAAUUCGUAUAAAUAAAAUGGUUUUUAUUGUAUCUAUUUUAAUACAACCGCAAUAGAUGGUAGCGACUACAUCAAUAUCAUGUUGCAAUAUCUUAACUGUUCGCAACCAUUUUGUUUAUUACGUGUUAAAUAUGCCAUUUUUAGAGUAGUCGCUGUGAUGUCAAAAAUGUGCUGUUUAGUUUAGAAGAAGCAAAUCGCACUCAAAACAGUUUACGCACAGUUUUGUAUUAAAAUUGUCGUGUAUUAAAGUAAAUUCUCGAUGUAUUUAGAUGUUAGCUGUCCCGUUUCUCGAAAACGUGUGCAAUUUUGAUACAACACUGAGCUAUAAAGAGGGUUAAAGUAAUAAAAAAAACACUAUUUUUUGACAAAUAACAAAAUAGACGAAUAGUUACAUUCCAUAUUAUGCAUAAUAUAUUUGUAAUCACCGAUUACGAGGCUUUGUUGUGUGUUAAAAAGGAGAAAAUCAAAUAUCCCAUGUCUUAGGUGUCAAGCCACAAUAAUUAUGUAAAACAUCAAUGUAUUUAAAUAAUAACAAAUAAAUAUACCCUAAUAAGAUUA
Photinus pyralis (common eastern firefly) is the source of this 4598-nucleotide messenger RNA. Its product is annotated as calsyntenin-1. Gene Ontology annotation, molecular function: calcium ion binding; amyloid-beta binding; kinesin binding. Gene Ontology annotation, cellular component: postsynaptic membrane; cell surface. The record is from RefSeq and is a predicted model, not a curated record. Gene Ontology annotation, biological process: positive regulation of synaptic transmission; homophilic cell-cell adhesion; positive regulation of synapse assembly. The coding region runs from base 126 to 2927 and encodes 933 amino acids. The transcript has 9 exons. Lineage: Eukaryota; Metazoa; Arthropoda; Insecta; Coleoptera; Lampyridae.